UCCACGCAUUGAGUAAUUGUCUGAUGUAUUCCACACACACAAAGCACGGAAACGGUGCCUGCUUCGCGGGUGCACCACCGGGAGCGUAUCUGUGUCCGCGGGAUAUCGCCCCAAGAGUCCGGACUUCGAGGGCGCCGGUGAGGCAAUGUUUGCCGUCCGUGAACGCCAAAACUUUUUUCCUCUGCUUUGUACGCGCACAAAACCCGGAGGCGGAGGACGACGAGUGAGAACCAGGAGCCACGAGCCAGGGGAUGGUGAUGGCUAGCGUGACGGUGAGCGAGGAGUCGGGGAACAAACAAUAUCAUAAACGUAAAGGCUCGGGGUCCAAGCUGAUUUCUCGGAUCGGCGAUCAGGCCCUCUGGCGGCACCUCCAGCGCCGCCUGUGGCGCGCUCCGCGCGCCAGGGAGGGGGUCCAGCGCAGUCCAAGAUAUCCGCGCGUACCUCCGAGUUGUUCUGUUCAUGCCAUUCUCUCGGGUGCAGCGACAGGGGGGGGGAGAGGCAUAGGGGGGGAUGCGCAUCGACUCCCAACCCGCCCAGGAAGGUCCGGAUUCGCCAUCGGGGGCCUAUCGCCGAUCUAUCGACGAUGCAUCGCCGUCACCAGGUGUAUGCCUCCCCCUCUAUGCCUAUUCCCCCUAUCGUUGCCCCUCCUUCUCUGUUCCCCUGAGGAUGCCCAGGCGGUCCUGCGCGCGGCGGAGGAGAAGGAGGAGGAGGAACAGGAGGAGGGAAAGGAGGAGGCCAGGGCGCUCCUGCGCGCCGCCCGCCGGCGACGCCGAGCGCGAGGAGGUGCGCGGGCGCCUGCGCGCGGGCGGCGCCGCGGCCUUGCGCCUGGACGUCCGCGGCGGCGCUCUACGCCCGGAUCCGGCCCUGCGCGCCGUGAGCGCGCUCGGGGAGCUGGCCGUACGGAGCUGGACUGCGGCACGUUCCGGGUGUCGGAGCCGCACGUGCGGGCCGGCCUAGUGGCGCUCGCGGUGCGCGAGUUGCGGCGCUGGCGGCCGCGGCAGGUGGACGUGUACGCGAUCGGCGGCGGGCAGCUGCUGCUCGAGUGGGAGACGCUGGAGGCCCUCUCGGCGGAGUGGGGCGCCGGCCCCCUGCGCUCCGUGCGCCUGGUGGACCCCCUGUACGCGCGGGGGCGGCGGCGGGCCGCGGGCUCGCAGGGCGUGGGGCGUGCGCUCGCGGCCUUCGCGGCCUGGUUCGCGGGCACGCCGGUCACCGCCCACGGGGCCCUGGCGCGCUGGGAGGAGCCGUGCUCCGGCGGCACCGCGCCCGUGGAGCGCCUGGUGCUGCAGCUGGACUGCCCGGACGUGCUGACCGCGUCGGCGCUGGGGCUGCUGGGUCCCGGCGGCCGCCUGCUCAGCCUGCUGCCCUGCCUCGGCGGCGCGCGGGGGUGGCCCCCACUCGGCGGCGCGCCCUGAGAGGUUCGCUGCGGACUCCUGGGAGACCCUGGGCGGCGGCAGUGAAUCUAUAGGGGUGGAUCUUCUGCUCUCUGGAGUUCGCCCCCGCCUCGGCUUCGUCUUGGCUGUCGCGUCGCGGCAAGCCGCGCACCCGAUGGGCCACUCCUGCCCGGGGGGUCGCUCCCGCGGCGCGGCCGGCCGGCGACCUCGCGGAGCGCCCCACGCUGGCCAUCGCGGAGGUCUGGGGGCGGAGCGGUGCUGGCCACAGCCCGCCUGAGCUGCUGGCCAGGGAGGCAUUCGGCGCGUGCCAGCCGACCAGCGGGGCAGGGCGUGGAGAAAAUCUGGGGGACAAAAGACAGACACAAAUCAACGUCGAUACCCUGGAACAUGUGGGAAGUCAUAUGUCUCCAUCCCGCCUCCCUCGGC
Messenger RNA from Prorocentrum cordatum, 1817 nucleotides. The record is from the annotation of a GenBank genome assembly. Lineage: Eukaryota; Dinophyceae; Prorocentrales; Prorocentraceae.